Molecule: messenger RNA, 626 nt
Organism: Macrobrachium nipponense
Lineage: Eukaryota; Metazoa; Arthropoda; Malacostraca; Decapoda; Palaemonidae
Product: rho GTPase-activating protein gacF-like
Exons: 4
Coding region: 162-626 (154 amino acids)
Source: RefSeq, a predicted model, not a curated record
UGUGGUCCUCUGCCCAACUUGAACAGGAAUGACAGCCGCCUCACCGCCCCCCAGCCAGGUAGCCCAGCAACCACACCACCAACCUUCUUCUUCUUCAGCGCCGCCGGCAGCUUGACCCUUCUCCUCAACCACCACCUCAGCCAUCACCUCAACCAUCACCUAUGAGGAUGAGGAAAUCACACCACAACCACCACCCAUCCAAAAAUAAAAAAUCGAGUAAGCGCGCCCUACCCGUCAUGAUUGGGAGCAAAGAUGGAGGCUCCAACACCAGCAUCACCUCCUCGCCCUCCAACAACUCCCCCUCGAAGCACCUGGGCAGGUCGUCCUCGGUGCCCACCGAGAGACCCGCCCCCGCUACCACCGCGGGCGCCGCCGCCCUCGCCAAGAGCCAGAAGCCGGCCGAGAACUCCUUCAACGCCUCACCCUUGCACUUAGUCAAGUCGGCCUCGACCUCCACCCUCACUUCCUCCACCAACACCUCGACGAGCUCGAACAACGCCAACACGCAUCGCACUAGGGCCUCGACCAACGCCAAGGAGGCCGGGGCAGCAGCAGCGACGACGGACAGCAACAUCAAGGAUGAGUUGUACGAAAAAGGGAGACUGUUCCACAGUCCAACAGUGUGA